Messenger RNA from Myripristis murdjan (pinecone soldierfish), 3135 nucleotides. Its product is annotated as polyadenylate-binding protein 1. The record is from RefSeq and is a predicted model, not a curated record. Lineage: Eukaryota; Metazoa; Chordata; Actinopteri; Holocentriformes; Holocentridae. Bases 864 to 2762 code for a protein of 632 amino acids. Gene Ontology annotation, molecular function: RNA binding. The transcript is spliced from 15 exons.
UUUUCAACCACACAACCGAAAAUUAGAAACAAGGUUGCAGUUAUAAACAAGAUUAAUAGAUAAUGCGAUGUUAGUGGUGUAUGUAAUUAAGUAAAUAUUAAGUGUAAUUCAUCCACCGGCGUGGUUGGAAAUCGCGUUACCGGUCUCGCGAUAGCCGUGACGUCACCCCCGGGGGCUGGUCGGACUGCACACGGGAAACAUCCACUCAGCGACCGUCCUUUCAUUCCUGUAAUCCGUCUGCGUAGGGUGUGCUCCGGAGCUAGUCUCGGCACACAUUUUAUUAUUAUGAAACAAACCAAAAGCUAGAGUACACACGCAGACAUAUUUUUAUAAGAAAAAAAAAUCGGUGAAGCAGGAUUUGAUUUGCAAACCCAAGCAACGCGAAGAAGACGCUAAAUUUAAAAAAAAAAAAAAAAAACGGAAGACGCAACGAGAAGAACGUUAGCAAGCUAAGCAGUUAGCAUCAUUGUUGAAAGCGUGGGUGAUUAACGUUAGCCAGUCAUAUUGUUAACUAUCGUUUUCUUUCCCGUUUGAAGGGCUUUAUUAUUCCAUUUUAUUGUAGUUGACAUAUCUGCUUUGUAUAUUAACAAUAAGUCCGCUUGUUAAUCGGCAGUUACGGCAUACGGAAUCACGAAUUGUGAAAUUCAGUGAGCCGUCUUAGCUAGGCCGCACUCCGACAUUUUGCUAAUCAAGCUAACUAGUCCACGUUGCUAAGCGAGCAGUUCCUUCUGCGGUUUCAUUUUCGGAAAUCGAAGUCGGCGACCGAGGAGGUUAGUCAUUCCAUUCCAACGGCUUUUAUAGUGCCACAGUUGCCAAUUGGAUAUUGAUCUAUUUACUUUGCUUGAGAGCACGCGUCAUCCGACAUGAAUCCCAGCGCGCCCAGUUAUCCCAUGGCCUCCCUGUAUGUGGGAGACCUCCACCAGGACGUAACCGAGGCCAUGCUCUACGAGAAAUUCAGCCCGGCCGGGCCUAUUCUCUCCAUCCGAGUGUGCAGGGACAUGAUCACCCGCCGAUCCCUCGGUUAUGCCUAUGUCAACUUCCAGCAGCCCGCCGACGCUGAGCGGGCCUUGGACACCAUGAACUUUGAUGUGAUCAAAGGCAGACCUCUCCGCAUCAUGUGGUCCCAGCGUGACCCCUCACUGAGGAAGAGUGGAGUGGGCAACAUCUUCAUCAAGAAUCUGGACAAGUCCAUUGACAACAAAGCUCUCUAUGACACAUUUUCCGCCUUUGGAAACAUCCUGUCCUGCAAGGUGGUUUGUGAUGAAAAUGGCUCAAAGGGUUACGGCUUUGUGCACUUUGAGACCCACGAGGCUGCUGAGCGUGCCAUUGAGAAAAUGAAUGGCAUGUUGCUCAAUGACAGAAAAGUAUUUGUUGGACGCUUUAAAUCACGGAAAGAGAGAGAAGCUGAGCUUGGUGCCCGUGCAAGAGAGUUCACCAAUGUUUACAUCAAGAACUUUGGCGAGGACAUGGAUGAUGAGAAGUUGAAGGAGAUGUUUGGCAAAUAUGGCCCUGCCCUCAGUAUCCGUGUUAUGACUGAUGACAGUGGCAAAUCCAAAGGAUUUGGCUUUGUCAGCUUUGAGAGGCACGAGGAUGCACAGAAGGCUGUGGACGACAUGAAUGGUAAAGAGCUAAAUGGCAGGCAGGUGUAUGUGGGCCGUGCACAGAAGAAAGGAGAGCGCCAGAACGAACUCAAGCGCAAGUUUGAGCAGAUGAAACAGGAUCGCAUGACCAGAUACCAGGGUGUCAAUUUGUAUGUGAAAAACCUGGAUGAUGGCCUGGAUGAUGAGCGUCUGCGUAAAGAGUUCUCUCCAUUUGGAACAAUAACAAGCGCUAAGGUUAUGAUGGAGGGCGGUCGCAGCAAAGGAUUUGGCUUCGUCUGCUUCUCUUCCCCAGAGGAGGCCACCAAGGCUGUCACAGAGAUGAAUGGGCGUAUUGUUGCUACAAAACCACUGUAUGUAGCCCUAGCCCAGCGCAAGGAGGAGCGUCAGGCCCACCUAACCAACCAGUACAUGCAGAGGAUGGCCACUGUCCGUGCCGUGCCCAACCCUGUCCUGAACCCCUACCAGCCUGCUCCACCCUCUGGCUACUUCAUGGCUGCAAUACCUCAGGCCCAGAACCGUGCUGCAUACUACUCAGCCAAUCAGCUGGCCCAGCUUCGCCCCAGCCCCCGCUGGGCUACUCAGGGAGUGAGACCUCAACACUUCCAGAACAUGCCCAAUGCCAUGCGUCCCUCUGCCCCGAGGCCCCAGACCUUCAACACCAUGCGUCCCACAACCACCCAGGUCCCACGCAUGAUGACUUCCCAGCGGAUGCCCACCCAGGCCCUUGGCCAGCGCCCUGCCAGUGCUUCAGCCACUGCUGCACCAGUGCGUGCAAUGCCCCAGUACAAAUAUGCAGCUGGUGUGCGCAACCCCCAGCAGCACAUGGCCUCACAGCCACAGGUCACUAUGCAGCAGCCUGCUGUGCACGUCCAAGGACAGGAGCCCCUGACUGCCUCCAUGCUGGCUGCUGCCCCCCCUCAGGAACAGAAGCAGAUGCUGGGUGAGCGUCUGUUCCCCCUGAUCCAAAACAUGCACCCCAGCCUCGCAGGCAAGAUCACCGGCAUGCUGCUGGAGAUUGACAACUCAGAGCUGCUCCACAUGUUGGAGUCACCUGAGUCACUGCGCUCUAAGGUGGACGAGGCUGUCGCUGUGCUUCAGGCCCACCAGGCUAAAGAGGCUGCUCAGAAGUCCACCACCCCUGCUGGAGUUCCAAGCGUCUAAGAAGAUUGAGCAUUUUGAAACCUGCUUCACCGAUGGAAAAAGAUAGAAAAAAAAAUUAAACAUUGAAAAACCUAAAACUCUGAAAACAUUGCAAAAUGAUAAAUUAUUUCUUAAAAAAGAUGAAAACAAUUGACUCUGCCAGGUCUAGGGAUGGUUUGACUAGACCUUGAUCAUAAAAAAAGCAAAAGUUUGUUAAAAAAUAGCAAAAUAUAGAAAAUUGAGAUGAUACAUUUGAUGAAUGCAUUCCUGUUUUAUGUCAUUUUACUGUGUCAGUGCUCAGAAUAUCAUUUGUGUACAGGAAGGUGAUGGCUGAGCAUUUUGAAAAGUAAUUUGUAUUGUAAACUACUGGCUGUUAAUAAAUUCUCAAACAAUA